AUGAAGAAACUUCAAAUAAUAAUAGCGUUGAUCGGAUGCCUUCAUUCUGAAUUCUCGCAAAGUCAAAAUGUUGGUUCCACUACUAAAGAAGAAAAUAAUCGCAUCAUUGGUGGAAUGCCAGUGGAUAUAAAAAGAUUUCCUUGGCAGGUAUCAGUUCAAUAUGAUGAUCGUCAUUUUUGUGGUGGUUCUAUCAUCGAUAAAAGCUGGAUACUAACUGCAGCGCAUUGUAUGGACAUAUUUGAAAAUAUCGAACUUGGCGACCACCUUAAAAUUCAUUAUGGAAAUAACGACUGGCAACUUGGCUUCGUUAAUAUUGUAGAAAAGGCUAUUAUUCAUCCAAAUUACAACCAAGUGACAGUUGAUAGUGAUGUGGCCCUUCUGAAGCUGCACUCUCCAAUUACCUUCACAAAUGGCGUUCAGAAAGUAUCGUUGGUCGAAAAAGGUCAAGAUCCUGCACCUUAUUCACUUGCGAUUAUUACUGGAUGGGGUGCUUCAACGGAAGGUGAUAUUAGUAGUUCGCAAACUUUACAAGGAGGUGUAGUUCCAAUCGUAAAUAGAAAUGAAUGCAGAGUUAUGAACUCUGAAUCGUAUGCUGGGGUAAAUCAAAAUAUGAUCUGUGCUGGAUACAUUAAGGGAGGAAUCGAUUCGAGCUUCGGUGAUAGUGGUGGUCCAAUGGUUAAUGCAAAGAAUAAACAAAUAGGAAUUGUUUCAUGUGGAACAGGAACUGCAGAGGCAAAUGCACCUACGAUAUAUACGAGAGUUGGCGCACCAUCAAUCAGAAGAUUUAUAAGAGAAGUGGCUGUUGUAUAUAUACGGACUGGUAAUGUUAAGAUGAAGAAACUUCAAAUUAUAAUAGCCUUGAUCGGAUGCGUUCUUCUCGAACUCUCGCAAAGUCAUAAUGUACCGACUACUAAAGAAGGACAUGAUCGCAUCGUCGGUGGAAUGCCAGUGGAUAUAAAAGAUCAUCCUUGGCAGGUAUCAGUUCAAUAUGAUGGUCGCCAUUUUUGUGGUGGUUCUAUCAUCGAUCACAUCUGGAUACUAACUGCAGCACAUUGUGUAAAACAAUAUGAAAAUCUCGAACUGGGCGACAGCCUUAAAAUUCACUAUGGAAAUAACGACUGGCACUUUGGUUUCGUUAGUAUUGUAGAAAAGGCUAUUAUUCAUCCAAAUUACAACCCAGUGACAUUUGAUAGUGAUGUGGCCCUUCUGAAGCUGCACUCUCCAAUUACCUUCACAAAUGGCGUUCAUAAAGUGUCGCUGGUCGAAAAAGGUCAAGAUCCUGUACCUUAUUCACCUGCGAUGAUCACUGGCUGGGGCCAUACAAUGGAAGGUGAUACUAGUAUUUCGCAAAUUUUACAAGGAGCUGUGGUCCCAAUCGUAAACAGAAAUGAAUGCAGAAUUAUGAACUCUGAAUUGUAUGAUGCGGUUAAUCAACGUAUGAUCUGUGCUGGAUUUGUCAAAGGAGGAGUCGAUUCGUGCCAAGGUGAUAGUGGUGGUCCAAUGGUUAAUGCUAGGAAAAAACAAAUAGGAAUUGUUUCAUGGGGAAUAGGAUGCGCAGAUUCUAAUGCUCCUGGGAUAUAUACGAGAGUUGGCGCACCAGCAAUCAGAGAAUUUAUAAAAGAAGUGUCUGGGCAAAUACGGACAGACAAUGUUAAGAUGAAGAAACUUCAAAUAAUAAUAGCCUUGAUCGGAUGCGUUCUUCCCGAACUCUCGCAAAGUCAAAAUGUAGAUCCCACUACUAAAGAAGGAACUAAUCGCAUUGUCGGCGAAAUGCCAGUGAACAUAAAAGAUCAUCCUUGGCAGGUAUCAGUUCAAUAUCAUGAUCGUCAUUUUUGUGGUGGUUCUAUUAUUGAUAACAACUGGAUACUAACUGCAGCACAUUGUGUAAAAGACUAUGAGACAACUGAUAAUGAUGUGGCUCUUCUUAAGCUUAGAGCACCAAUUAACUUCACAGAUGGCGUUCAGAAAAUAUCGUUGGUUGAAAAAGGUCAAGAUCCUCUACCUUAUUCACCUGCGAUUUUCACUGGCUGGGGCCAUACGGAAGGUGGUAGUAUUCCGGGCACUUUACAAGGAGCUGUGGUUCCAGUCGUAGACAGAAAUGAAUGCAGAAUUAUAAGCCCUGAAUUGUAUGGUGUGGUUAAUGAAAAUAUGAUCUGUGCUGGAUAUAUCAAUGGAGGAGUAGAUUCGUGCCAAGGUGAUAGUGGUGGUCCAAUGAUUAACGUAAAGAAUAAACAAAUUGGAAUUGUUUCAUGGGGAAUAGGAUGUGCACAGGCAAAUUUUCCUGGGAUAUACACGAGAGUUGGCGCACCAUCAAUCAGAAAAUUUAUAAGAGAAACGGCCGGUGUGUAA
Molecule: messenger RNA, 2349 nt
Organism: Ctenocephalides felis (cat flea)
Lineage: Eukaryota; Metazoa; Arthropoda; Insecta; Siphonaptera; Pulicidae
Product: transmembrane protease serine 9-like
Exons: 15
Coding region: 1-2349 (782 amino acids)
Biological process (GO): proteolysis
Molecular function (GO): serine-type endopeptidase activity
Source: RefSeq, a predicted model, not a curated record